UUGUAUUAACAUCUUUCCUCAAUCUUCAUUUGUUUCAGUUUCGCUCUGUUUUUAGCCCGAAUCCUUUGACAUGCAGCUGUAGAUGUCAAUGAAAAUCGUUUUUUACGACCACACAGCGACAGCAUCCUGUCAUAAAUAAUGUUGGGCAAUAAUCUGGCAUCCUUGCUUUGUAUUGAUUAAAUCCGUAUCAUCGCGUUGAAAACAGAAAAACAAUCGAAGUAAGUAAUUAUAAGUUAAAUACAUGGAAUAAAAACGGGAAGAAGGACUUGUUAAUGGAUUUAAUAACAAUCAAUUAUACGGCGGACAACAAACAACUGUCGGUGAAGCAAAUGAGUUAUUCCAGAGCUAAAAUGCCUUCGCAAAGGCGGAAUGCCAUUGGCUUUUCAUCACCAUCGAGAUCGUCCCGAUCGAGUCGUAGCAGAGAUCGUAGCAAUUCUCCCGACUCUGUCGAAAGAAGGGGACGUCGUGGCGGCACCUCAUUAACUGGUGUCUCAAAGAAGCAUAUGCGAAGAUGGCCCUGCAUGAUAUGCCGAAAGGAUCAUCGCCUAGCAACAUGUGACAAAUACAAAGAACUAACCACUCACGAGCGUCUGGAAUUUGUGCGUAAGCUACAAUACUGUGUCAACUGCUUGGCCGUAUCGCACACCAUACCCUUUUGUAAUUCACCAAAAACUUGCAUCAAAUGCCACAAACGUCAUCAUAGCUCAUUGCAUCAUUUGGAGGAAUUUAAACCGUUAGAGAAACCCGUGGAAAAGCCAGCAUUGCUGACCCCUCCACCACCACCCAUAUUUCGCAAACAAGUUGUUAUACCCACAGUGCGUUUGGCUCUAGUCUACAAUGGUAUUCGCCGCAUUGUUCGGGCCCUGAUUAACCCAUCUCAGCCCUUUACCACGAUUUCGGAGACCAUUGUGAAACAGUGCAAAUUGUCAACAACCAAAAUCGAUGGAAAAUCCAUGAGUACCAUAAAAAUUGGUACCGUUCAGGAUCUAAAUUGGAUGCUAGAUGUACAGGCUCUUAUAACAGAUGUAUUACCCUUACGACCAUAUCCCCAAGACUUGAAAGUAUCAUUGCCAUUUGACAGCUUAGUGCUGGCUGACCCAGACUUUUAUGUCUCAGAUGAAGUGCAUAUAGUGUUGGCAGCCGAUGUUUUUCCAAAAAUUAUAGCCGAUGGUCUUGUGCCGCAUGAAAGCGGUGAUAUAGUUGCACAGGGUUCAAUAUUUGGUUGGACCUUGACGGGUAUUGUCUCUGUUUGAGUCGAAGCAGCAAAUCAACACAAAAACACACACUAGCACACAUACACACACACACACACGAGUGAAUAAUAUUGAUAAAAAAUAAACAUGCGAUAGCAUGGAUUUUAAAGUCAGCAUUUACAUGGGGGGUAUCUGGACCUUAGUAUUCCAAAAGUAUUCCAUAUUAAUAUUUAAGUAUUAUAAUGUAUUUUCUAAGUAAGCUCUUGUUGUUUUAAUAGUUGUCACACACAAACAAAUGUUAAUUGCAAUGCCCUCCUCCUAACUGCUGACUAUAAAACUCUACCCAUAGAAUUUACUUAAAUACCUACACAGUAUAUGAAUUGAUUAGAAGGGCUCGCCUAUAUUUUUAGAGGUUUAGCUCGCACAAAUCCUUUUCUGUUCCAUCGACGAUAACAAUUUUAAUAUAAUCUCAAUCUUGAAGAAAACAUCUCCUCAUUUCAAAGCAAGCAUGUUUUGAUUGGAUCAAUAAUAUUGUUAUACUUAGUAUAUACUCACACUAUUUGUUGGCAAUCUAAUUGCAUCCCAGUUAGUUUUCAGCUAUUUAAUAUGCAAUCAAAUCGAGAGUUCCUUAUAUGGAAGAUUUUUUGUAUGUCAUCAAAUUGUCUUAUUAUUUACAUUCCAAUAACAAGUCCUUUAACAUGUGUAUAACACAUACAACGGUUUAUUUCCAUUUAUGCUGUGCUUUUACCAGGCAAGCCCACCAUUAAAUAUAUCACCAUAUAGCUUAUCAGUCCCGGGCUUCAUAAUACGAAUUUUUUUUUAUUAUUAAGUUUUUUAUUAUAAAUUUUUUUAUUAUUAAUUUUUUUAUUAUUAAUUUUUUUCUGGUUGAUUACCUGGUACAAAGUCAAUGCGGAGAACAGAGAUCUCCAAAUUAGGGUGAAGGGAUAGUGCAGUAAAGCAAACCUUCGAAAGGGUUUGUUACUCCUAUGCCAACAUUCUUUGUAUGGGCUUGUACAUAGUUAACCUCCAGCAAAGAUGAAAUAUUUUAUGCUGGACUUCGCGAUACAUUCAAUAUUUUCGAUAUUAUUAAUAAUAAAUAUCGAUUGUAUCGAUACUAUCGUUUAUUUCCCAUUACUUGUUUUCAAACGCAAAUGAGGAACAAAAUUCAGUAGAUCGAUUUAUAUGAAGACAAAUCAAUGCGCAGACCGCAGUUGAAAGCCCAAUCGGAUGAAAUUUGCGCCCUCUAUGGGCGCAAUGUGUCUUAUAGGAUACUUUCAGUGCCGGAACGCAUAUUUUUGGUCAAUUCAAAAAAAAAAAAAAAAUUGAACUUUGCCGAUAGUAUCGAUAGGAAAAAUAUCAAUCGAUAUUCAGACAAAAAAAUAAAAUACCGAUACUAUUGAAAGUGCCAUCGAUAUUUUGCCAGCUCUACAGUAUAAUAUAGUUCUCCAAUAAUUUUCUUUAAAUAUUAUAUAGAACAUGUUAAAUCGCGCUAAUUUCGGCUGUGCCGUGUUUUAAAUAUCCUCCAACAUUGCUCGCUCAUUUUUAUUUAUAAGUAUAAAUUAAAAGCUUUGUCAUACCUGAUAGGAAUUGCAAUUAAAAUGUCAUGUGCUCGGAAGUUUUUUGGUAGGAGGUCAAGGAUAGGCAAAAGGACAUCCGAAAUUGUCAACCGCUUCAAUCGUAGAGAAAUAGAAAAAUAUGUAAAAAACUAUAAAAGCCGACAAAGAGGCCAAAAGAAUUCUCACCGACUUAAGGGCCGCCCAGUCAGCCACCCCAUACCCUUGCAGAAUUCCAAAAUAACUGGGAGUUCAAAAUACUGUAAAUAGCUCAAUGAAUAGAAGAGGUAUUCGCCCAUAAUCCUACGCCUUCUCCCUGUCAUCGCGGGGCACUGGCACAGCAGAUGCUGGACGAUGUUGAUUUUUCUCGAGCUGGGGAGGCGUGACCUUGGAUUGAAGGUCACUAAAAUGGGGAUAGGUACGCGAAGACGAGUAUUUCUGCAGGGUCUGGGAGGAUAAGGGUAAUCGUCUAUUCCUCAUCCUCUCAGACCCUGCAGAAAUCCUCAUCUUCGCGAGCCUACAAUGCAAGGUCACGCCUCUCCAGCUCGAGAAAAAUCAACAUCGUCGUUCCGUAGAACCAUCGCAUUGGUAACUCUGCAGCCUACAAUGCUAGCCAACGCCGAGCAUAUUCCUCAUAGUAGAAAUAAUAAUCCCACACAGCCAACAUAAAGGAGGGUUCACCAUUGGCGUCGCACAAACCUGCCCAGCUUUUCAGCCACUUUGUUACUCGCCAUCCCUUAAUGACUCGGAACCCAUCACAAUCUGACAGUAGCCCCCAAACGUCCGAGACGCUCUCUCCGUCUUCCGAAAUUCUCGACCUCACCUGAUCCGCAGCCAAGGCCUUCAGCGUUGCACAACUGUCCACAUAAAUCGUGACAGUCCAAGAGGGCCGUUACUCCUGACUCAGGAUUACAUACAAGGCUUUGAUGAACGUCAACACCUCUACUCAAGGAGAGGUCCAAUCCAGCUUGUACCCAUACGUGUAGACCCCAAAUGGGGAUGCCCCCAGACCAAAGCUCCCUCCUCGGAAAGACAAUCUUCUGGUUGCCAUCGAAGAAGAAUCCGCCCGGCACUUAGUGCUUCGCGUCGCCAAUGUCACGUAGUCGUCCCAUACCAGCGGCCUUCCGCAGAACAAACGAAUGUCCGAAAUCCAAAGAAUACGAGUAUGGUGCUCUGACUCCCUCAGUUUGAGGACAGUCUUCAACGCCUCGCACUCCAUGCACAAAGGUUUUAAAUCAAGUUCGCAUUCAGCGUUGCUCUUGGAGCACUUCUCCUCGUCCCCGUUAUCACCACCGCCGCAAUACCCUGCAUCAUCUUCAAUAUACCACGAGGACACCUUUCCGAAAGCCAGGCGCCACACCAGGCACCCAUAAGUACGGAUCGGUCGAAGCACAGCAGUGUAAAUCCAGUGGACUGUACUCGACCCAACUCCCCAACUCCUGCCCACCAAAUUGUGACAAGAGUAGAGAUAAUUUAGCCCCCGUUUGACUGUCUCCUUAACGUUUCUUCUCCAGUUUUAUUUCUGGUCAGGAAUAACGUCUAAGUAUUUAGCUUCUUGAGGGGACGGCAAUUCCACUCCAUCAAGGACCGGUCCCCUGAACUCGCCAUAUAUCCCCCUUCUCUUGAACAACAACAGCUCUGUUUUUCUAAGGUUUAUGCCCACCAUUGUCUCACGCUCAUCUCAACUGAUUUCUCAGCGCGCCCUGAAGUAGAAACAAAAAACCACCGCCACUCAAAAUGUUUAAUCGCGCCAGGUUCGGCUGGGCCGUACCUUAAAAAUCUCCCAACAUAGCUCGCAAUUAUUAAGUUCUUUGGAUGAUCUUUAUUUAUAAGCAUACAUUUUCCGUAUCUGACAGGAAUUGCAAUUAAAAUGUCAUGUCAGGAAGGUUUGAGGGUGGUGGUCAAGGAUAGGUUAGGCUAAAGGACACGCCUGGCAACCAUAGUUGCCAACCGCCUCACUCAUAGACCUCUGGUCUAUGGUGUUCGUUCUACAAAAAAAAACCAAAACCAGAAGAGCGAAACGAAACGGAAGCCAUUAGAAAAAUAUGAAUACAAUUAUAAAAGCCGACAUAGAGACCGAAAGCAGUCUCACCUACUAGAGGGCCGCCCCGUCAGCCAUCCCAUACCCUUGCAGAAUUCCAGAAUGACACGGGGGUCGAAAUACUGUAGGGAACCACCCAUAAUCCUAAGCUUUCCCCAUCAUCGCGGGCUACUGGCAUAGAAAAUGCUCAAUGGUCUACUCCUCAUCCUCACAGACCCUUUAGCGACCUAUAAGCCAAGGUUACGCCUUCGCAGCUCGAGAAAAAUCAACAUCCCCGUUCCGUAGAACUUCCGCUUGGCCAGCCAACGCCGAACAUAUUUGUCAUAGUUGGACUACACCAUCUCAAACAGCCAACUUGGAGGAGGGUUCGCCAUUGGCGUCGCACUCCCAGGAUCCAUCCGCUAUCCAAACCUUGCCAGCCCGUCAGCCGCUUCGUUACUCGCCAUCCCUUGAGGGCCCGUAACCCAGCACAAUCUGACACCAGCCCGCAAAACGUCCAAGACGUUCCUUGCAUCUCCCGACAAGCCUCAACCUCACGUGACCCGCAGCCAGGACCUUCAAAGCUAUUUACAUAAAUCGUGACAUUCGUAGAGGGCCGCCACUCCUGACUCAGGAUCACAUUUAAGGCUUUUAAGAUCGUGAAAACCUCUGCUGAAGAACACUGCAUCCAUUCAGAAGUCUAUGUGACUCCCUAAUUCCUAAGAAAUCAACAAAAAACCGUGCUCGUGGCCCCAAUCCAGCUUAGACCCAUGGUUGUAGACACUCAAAAUGAGGACGUCAUCAGCUUAGGCAACCACUCUCACUAUUUCCUACCUGAUUAUUCCAUUGAUAACCAGCCAAAAGAAAAUACUUUCCCCAAUGUUGUCGUUGUGGCAGUGUGUUGUACACUGAGGCGGCAACUCUUGCCGAUGAAUAACUCCAUCGGGUCAAUCCGGUACAUACAACCUGCUGGGGAUUGACCUCCCACAGUAAACCAAUGCUUUGGCAUUACUUCGAUAAAACAGAUGCAGCAGCUUUACAUUGUAGACGGGAAUAAGCGCCAAUAUAGGUAAUGUGUGAUAUCAGGAACCACGUGACAACUCAUUGCCCAGCCAAUCGUACUCAUUAAAACAACAGAUUACUCUGGAAUCUUCUUAGUUUAACUGUUUCAAAUCUGAUUACAGACAUUUGGCAAACUGUUUUUGGAUAAAUCAUACUUUAUUACCGCAAAAUUGAAGACGUUGAAACCAAGUUCCUUUUUGCCUGAGUGUUUUGGCCGAUCUGACAAUAUAACUUGUAGAGCCCACAAUGGGAGAUUCUCAGUGUAAAAAAGGCAGUACAUCCCCUUCUUUCGUUACUUUGUUGUAUUGCCUUUUAGAUCAUCAAGACUUACUACCGUUGCCCCGUCUAUCUCUUUCGAUUAUAUAAAGCUACGCUUCAAAAAUAAUUUUAAGAUAGGUUGGGAUGAUCUCAUUCUGCUCAUUUUUAAAGCGUUUUUCUAUUUGAAUUUACAUUAUUCAAGCGUUCUUUGAUUGAUUAUGGAAAAUUUAUCGACUUCUAAUGCUUUUACCCUGGAAUUAGUCCCUAUUUAAGCUUUUAAGGACAGUCGUGAUUUUCGUUGUUUUUAAUAGAGAAUUUAUUUACAUUUUUUUGGCUUUUGAUUACAGAAAUUCGUAACUUUUAUAGUGGAAAGACAACGCUCAAAUGUGUAAAAAUGAGCAAAUGUAUUGAAUCAAAAGUUUUUUUUUAAAGUGGUGGUGGGAAAUAAAGCUCGAAAUAACCGGGUUUUUGUAUAGCUUUAAAGUUGUCAGUACAAAUAUCAUAGAAAAUUUGUUAAACUUCCAACCAAUUUACACUCUCUAACUACACUACAUUUGUAUGAAGUGUGCCAUAUAGCCAGAUUUUAAUUAUUUUUAAGUUUUUCUUCUAUUUUUGAUAAAUUGAUUUUGAGCGAAAAUAACCAACAACAUAAUAUACACUAAGUUACAUUUGGUUUUGAGUGAAUUAAAUUUUUUUGUUUUAAUUAUUAUAUAUAUUGAAUUUUUUUUUGUUAUAAUAAUACAUGUGGUUCUAAAUGCUAAUGGUUUUGCAGCACACAUUUAAAUUCAAACAUAUCCUUGGAACAGAAUUGGUAUUUGAAGGCUAUUUACAUUUUAAACUUUAACAAUAAUCGUAGAUAUAACAAAGACACAGUCUAAAUAUCCGUAUAUGAUCAUAGAUUUUAUUGUUCUUUUAAAAUAUAACUUGCAACUUAUAUACAAGUACAUACAUGUAUAUGAAAGUUAAAACAUGUUUUAUUAUUGUCACAAAAAAAAAAAAUGAUAUGCAUCCUCAGGUAAGUUAAGAUACUUAAUUUUUUGUAAGUAAUAACCCAUAAUGAGUUGCGACAUUCAUAUACAUACUGGCAAACAUACCAGAAACCCAAAAGAUUUGAUUACGCAAUUCGAAGUUUGCCGUACCCAUUAAUAUACAAUAAAGAACUGGGACAAAAUCUGUCUGUCCGUGCAGAGAGUUUUUUGUCCACAGGCAGGUUAAAUCCAAAGAUGGCCGAAAUUCUUCUUACCAAAAACCAUCAACAAAUAAAAACCACAA
This is a messenger RNA of Stomoxys calcitrans (stable fly), 7358 nucleotides long. Its product is annotated as protein pangolin, isoforms A/H/I/S. Bases 273 to 1253 code for a protein of 326 amino acids. Lineage: Eukaryota; Metazoa; Arthropoda; Insecta; Diptera; Muscidae. The transcript is spliced from 2 exons. The record is from RefSeq and is a predicted model, not a curated record. Gene Ontology annotation, molecular function: RNA polymerase II cis-regulatory region sequence-specific DNA binding; DNA-binding transcription factor activity, RNA polymerase II-specific. Gene Ontology annotation, biological process: regulation of transcription by RNA polymerase II; canonical Wnt signaling pathway. Gene Ontology annotation, cellular component: beta-catenin-TCF complex.